Messenger RNA from Acyrthosiphon pisum (pea aphid), 2400 nucleotides. RefSeq names its product UDP-glucuronosyltransferase 2C1. Gene Ontology annotation, molecular function: UDP-glycosyltransferase activity. The record is from RefSeq and is a predicted model, not a curated record. Lineage: Eukaryota; Metazoa; Arthropoda; Insecta; Hemiptera; Aphididae.
AAAUAUGAGCUAUUGUUUUUAUUUUGUGUGUAGCACAUAUAAUAUGUGCCAUAUAGGUAUUAUACUAUUAUGAUCUAUAGAUUCUAUACCAGUGUUUCCUAACCAUAUUAAAACACAUUAAAACAUUAUUUAAUAUACAAUUAAUUCGUUUUUGAGUCAUUGAACUUAUACUAAUUAUUAUACCUACUUAUAAUAUUAUUAUCAAUCUAAAAAAAUCUUGGUUUUCAACUAAGGUGACUUUGCCCGGGCAACGCCGGGUGGGCAGCUAGUUAUUAAUAUAAUGUUAUAAUUUUAACGAUUCGAGUCUUGAAUAAGUGCACGUUAUCGACAAGAUAUAGGUAUAGGCUUGAGAUAAACCUUAAGUUAUUACCUCAAUACAUCAAGUCGCAGGAAUAUUAUAUAAUAUAAUAUGAUAGUAGAUUUAUUAUUAAUAAAUAAGGUACCUAUAUCGGGCUAUAUUAGUGAAUGCUUUGUUGAGGCCGAUAAGCUAGAGAUUUUAAAUGCCUCCAUCAUGCCAAAUUAGGUCAGCUGCUUAUAUUUUGAAUUGUCACCGACCUUCUGAAACACUCACGCAAGCAAACUACAAACAAAUACAUAUUUAAAAUUAUUUAAAUAUCGUGUAGUUAUUUUUAUUUUACUAUAAUAUUUUUAGUCGCGUUAAAUUCGACGAACGGUGUGAUCCGCGUAUUUCUACAUCGUAGACUAAAUCGACGCAUUGAACUCUGUUUUUCAAUAUUUUAAUUUCAAACUUUAAAAUAGAAUACAGCAGUACCUCUGGAAAAACCAUGUUGAGCUCCACGACGGUGUUGAUUGUAUUAUGCGCGUGGCCAGCGCUGCUUCAGUGGACGCCCGCCGGUGCCGCUAACAUCCUUGCGGUGCAGACGAUCCCUGGCAAGAGCCACUGGAACGUGAUGCGGGCCGUGCUGCAGGCGUUGACUGACCGUGGCCACACCGUGACCGUGUUCACGCCAUUCGUAGACGGCGACCGAGACGGUUACACCGAGGUGGACGUGUCCGAUAAAACGGAAACGAGGCUCGACCUGGACGCGGCGUUCCUGAUUGAAAACUAUGGGACCACGCGAAAGUUGAUGGCGAACAUGGUGAAAGUCACGCGGGCAGGUUGCGACAUGAUUUACGAACACCGUCAGAUGGUUGACAUCUUAAACGGGACUUCGGCGCAGAAAUUCAAUUUGGUCGUCACCGAACCACUAGUGUCCGAGUGCGUGGCUUACGCGGCCACUGUACUCCACGUGCCCAUGGUGUACGUAGUCCCACCACCGAUCAUCACGUACUUGGAACGUCCGAUGACCGGCCACGCUCCGAAUCCGGCUGUUACGGGGCAUGUGUUGUUCAGUCGUGGCGUACCCGAAACGUUCGCCGAGCGUUUCGCGAACCUGGUGCUAACGGUAUACUGUUCGACGCUGACGUGGUACAUAGAAUGGCAGCUCCGGUGGGCCGAUCCACGACCGUACGACAUCGUGGACCUGGUAAGACCGUCGAUAAUUUUCACCAACACGCAUUUCAUCACCGAACCAGUUCGGUCGCUAACGCCGGACUUCGUCCAAAUCGGCGGCAUACAUCUGACUCCAUCCAAACCAAUACCGAAGGACAUUUUGGAAUUCAUUGAAAAUGCACCUAAUGGUGUGAUUUACUUCACGUUUGGAUCGGUGGUUUCGAUGUCGUCGUUACCGGAAAGUGUUCAAAGCGCAUUCCGGAAGGCUCUCGCUCGGGUUCCACAAAAGGUGUUGUGGAAAUACGAAGGCGAAAUGGCAGACAUACCGAAAAAUGUGAUGACGCGGAAAUGGUUUCCGCAACGCGAUAUACUUGUGCAUCCCAAUAUGAAACUGUUUAUCAGUCACGGAGGCAUAUCCGGAGUGUACGAAGCUGUGGACGGGGGUGUGCCUGUACUAGGAUUUCCCUUUUACUACGACCAACCGAGAAAUAUUGACAAUCUUGUUAACGCCGGGAUGGCGAUCUCUAUGGACCUGUUAUCUGUUACCGAAGAGACGUUUUUAAAUGCCGUUUUGGAGAUUGUCAACAAUGAUAGGUACCAGAAAAACGCUAAAAUCGCUUCCGAACGGUUCAAGGACCGACCUAUGUCACCAACGGAGUCGGUAGUUUACUGGACAGAGUAUGUUCUACGUCAUAACGGAGCAUUACAUUUGAAAUCCCACGCCUGGAAUCUGGCAUGGUAUCAAUAUUUUUCGGUUGAUGUAUUAAGCACAUUUUUAUUAAUCACAUUUGUCUUUUUGUUCAUAAUUUACCAUGGUUUAAAACUGAUCUACAAAUACAUUUGUAAUUUUUGUCGUAAAGAAAAAAGUGAAUAGAAUGCAAUAUUAGGUACACGAAUGAUCAAUAUUGUGUAUUAUACAUUAUGAAUAUACCGUUAGUCAGCGAAAA